UGGAUAGACUACGAGUUCGGUUACAUCGUGGCGUCAGGAGUGUUUCUGGGUUAUGUCGUACUGUUCAUCGCGUCAUACAUGCUGUACAUGUGCAUUAGCUGCUGCGUUUCGACCGACGAGAAGAAGGCUUCGAAUCAGCGUAGCUGUGUUCGAUAUCUGUACAACGUCCUGCUGGCAGCCACGGUUCUGCUGAUGAUGUAAUUCGUGAUCUCCUGCGCGUUCGUCUCUAACGAAAGCGUGCACCGCGGAACAGCGGUGGUGGUCGCCCGCGUUGGCCGGCUGCUGGACGACGUGGAGCUAUUCAGAAACAGGACCAAGCAGCGACUGGAUAAGAUCGUCAAUGAAGACUUUCAACAGUUCAACUCGUCGCUGACAAGUAGUGUCAAAGUUAUGAGAGACGAUUUCGUGGCUCACCUACAGAACAUAUCAGGCAAAGUCUCCGUCGAUGAUCUUCAUAACGACAAGUCAGAAAGACAAAAGGACUACUUUUCCCAAGUGAACGCAACGAUCAACACGAUACUUUCCAAACUGCACUCUCUUGAUAGGGAGGUCAGUGGUUUGUACAAAGGGUUGUCGCAAAAGUUAUGGUGCCGAAACGAUAUGGCUCUGUGUAAACAGCUGAUCCUGUCGCUUUGGACCUGCAAACAGAUCGUUAGACAAACUAUGACUCCUGAAAUCGUGGGAACGCUGCAUAACUUUACGCGGUCACUUGUUGAAUUGGUCCAAACCACCGAACCUUACGAACGAAUAAUGAGUAAAUUUGCCAGAACAACUGAAGCCUUAGAGAAGCGUUUACAGAAGGUUGUGACAGACGUUGGAGAAAGGUUAAACGCGAUCGUUUCGAAAUGGUCGUUGCUGCUUGAUACGAUUAAGGUGUCUGCCGCCACGUCGGAAGUUACGCGAUUCGCUGAGGUUGUGACGAAGACGCUACCUUUCCAGGUGGACAUUUGGAUGCGUGAUGUGCUCGUUGUUGUUGGUGCCCACGUUGUGCUUCGGAUUAGGAUUAAUGUUCUUGAUCUGCGGAACGAGGCCCGAUUUCUAUAG
This is a messenger RNA of Soboliphyme baturini, 1044 nucleotides long. Lineage: Eukaryota; Metazoa; Nematoda; Enoplea; Dioctophymatida; Soboliphymatidae. The record is from the annotation of a GenBank genome assembly.